Zonotrichia albicollis (white-throated sparrow) is the source of this 755-nucleotide messenger RNA. The record is from RefSeq and is a predicted model, not a curated record. NCBI's taxonomy places the organism in Eukaryota, Metazoa, Chordata, Aves, Passeriformes, Passerellidae.
ACGCCUGGACCCGCCGGUGGGUGGAAUCCAAGCACAAACCUGACUACGGGCGCUUCGUGCUCACCGCCGGCAAGUUCUACGGCGACGCCGAGAAGGACAAAGGGAUCCAGACGAGCCAGGACGCCCGGUUCUACGCCCUGUCGUCGCGCUUCGAGCCCUUCAGCAACCGCGACAAGACGCUGGUGGUGCAGUUCACCGUGAAGCACGAGCAGAACAUCGACUGCGGCGGCGGCUACGUCAAGCUCUUCCCGGCCAGCCUGAGCCAGGAGGACAUGCACGGCGACUCCGAGUACAACAUCAUGUUUGGCCCCGACAUCUGCGGCCCUGGCACCAAGAAGGUUCACGUCAUCUUCAACUACAAAGGCAAGAACGUGCUGAUCAACAAGGACAUCCGCUGCAAGGACGACGAGUUCACCCACCUGUACACGCUGGUGCUGCGGCCCGACAACACCUACGAGGUGAAGAUCGACAAUGCCCGCGUGGAGUCGGGGAGCCUGGAGGAGGAUUGGGAUUUCCUGCCCCCCAAAAAGAUCAAGGACCCCGAGGCCAAGAAACCCGAUGACUGGGAUGAGAGGGCCAAGAUCGAUGACCCCGAGGACACCAAGCCUGAGGACUGGGACAAACCCGAGCACAUCCCCGACCCCGACGCCAAGAAACCGGAGGAUUGGGACGAGGAGAUGGACGGGGAGUGGGAGCCCCCUGUGAUCCAGAACCCCGAGUACAAGGUGAGGCCUGGGGGCCGCAGGGGGGGCUGG